UCACCACAUUCCCUCAAGAGCACAAGAACCAGCUUCCCUUACCAGUCAGGUUUGCUCUUCUCAUGUACUCAAAUCCAAUCUCUGCAUAAAGAAAGAAGAAGAAGAGAAAAUGGCCUGUCAGUUGAGCCAAGGUAAAAACAACAGUUUCUUUCAGAGAUGCAAACCUUACAUCGCCAUGAUCUCCCUUCAAUUCGGUUACGCUGGCAUGAACGUCAUCACCAAAGUCUCACUCAACCAUGGAAUGAGCCACUAUGUACUAGUUGUUUAUCGUCAUGCUUUCGCUACUCUCUCCAUCGCCCCAUUCGCUCUCUUCCUCGAAAGAAAAGUUAGACCUAAAAUCACAUUCACCAUGUUCCUGCAAAUAUUUGUGCUGGCCUUGCUUGGACCAGUGAUAGACCAGAACUUCUACUAUGCCGGGCUAAAGUUUACUUCCCCAACCUUCUCCUGUGCCAUGAGCAACAUGCUUCCUGCCAUGACUUUCGUCAUGGCAGUGAUCUGCAGGAUGGAGAAGCUGAACCUCAAGAAGGUGAUAUAUCAAGCUAAGGUUGUUGGGACUGUUGUGACUGUAGUUGGGGCGAUGAUGAUGACACUCUACAAGGGUCCUCUUGUGGAGCUGUUUUGGACGAAGUACAUUCAUACUCAACAAUCAGCCCCUGCACCAGCUGCCGCCAUGGCUGCCGAUAAGGGUUGGGUUAAAGUCCUUCUCAUCAUAGCUACCUUUGCAUGGGCUUCUCUUUUCAUUCUCCAGGCUGCAACGCUGAAGAAGUAUACUGCGCAGCUCACCCUCACCUCAUUGAUUUGCUUUAAGGAAAUUGAUAUUUGGCAGAGGCCCAAAUAUUAA
Messenger RNA from Phalaenopsis equestris, 841 nucleotides. Its product is annotated as WAT1-related protein At5g07050-like. The record is from RefSeq and is a predicted model, not a curated record. Gene Ontology annotation, cellular component: plasma membrane. Gene Ontology annotation, molecular function: transmembrane transporter activity. Lineage: Eukaryota; Viridiplantae; Streptophyta; Magnoliopsida; Asparagales; Orchidaceae.